Caenorhabditis bovis is the source of this 3162-nucleotide messenger RNA. The record is from the annotation of a GenBank genome assembly. Lineage: Eukaryota; Metazoa; Nematoda; Chromadorea; Rhabditida; Rhabditidae.
AUGUACUCAUUGUCUUCAGAAGAAUAUGAAAAGUACAAGGGACCAUUAUUUCGACAUUUCAUUGGCUCGGAUGAACCUAGCACGAGUUUGUGAUCAGUCGGUCAAACCAUGGAACAUUUCGACGCAAGUCGCGUAAAAUAUGACGAUCUCGGUAUUCCGCAGGAUCUUGGCAAACAGAAUUUUGUCAGAAUCCAAAGGGAGCCUCAAGAUACUCCAGCUCAUUUGGAUCACAUUCCUCAAUGGGUCGUACGGCAUUUCGAGUACGCGACAAGACUUUCAAUGGAUUUCGCCAACAAUUUGAAGUUCAAAAAGAUGAAAGAUUUGCGAAAACUGCAAAAAGAGCUUCCAAUUGCGGAGAGGAGUGAGGAAAUCGUCGAGCUCCUCAAAACCAAUCAAGUGCUCAUUGUGGCUGGCGACACCGGUUGCGGAAAAAGUACCCAAGUUCCGCAGUAUCUACUCAAAGCUGGAUAUACUGGAAUCGCGUGUACGCAACCGCGAAGAAUCGCUUGUACUGCAUUGGCGAGACGAGUUGCCUAUGAGACGCUGAAUCAGUAUGGAAGUGAGGUGGCCUUCCAAAUUAGAUUUGAAACCACUAAAUCGAAACGGACCAAGCUCCUAUUUCUCACUGAAGGCCUUCUUCUUCGACAGAUGGAGCAGAACUCACUUCUCGAUCAAUACAAUGUCAUAAUACUUGACGAGGUUCAUGAGCGCCAUCUUACGUCAGAUCUGCUAAUCGGGCUUCUUCGCGAUCUUGUGGCCAAACGGGAUGAUCUGAAGUUGAUUUUAAUGUCGGCCACAAUCAAUUUGGAUCUUUUCACUGGCUAUUUCGAAGGAGCGCCAGUGAUUCAAGUGCCUGGAAGGCUGUACCCAAUCGAGGUCAAAUGGCAUCCUAUAAAGCAAUUUGUGGAAGAGUCGUCGAAAAAGAGCCACAAAAUUGAUCCAGAGCCUUAUCAGAGGAUUCUAGAGCUAAUCGAUAAACAAUUUCCGUCGACUCAGCGCGGAGACGCACUUAUCUUCUUAAACGGAGUUGCUGAAAUCUCGACAGUCGCUGAUGCGCUGAAAAAUUAUGCGGAACUCACGAAAGGAUGGAUUAUCCUUAUGCUUCAUAGUACACUUUCCGUUGAGGAGCAGGACAAGGUUUUCGACGUUGCUCCGAAUGGUGUCCGAAAGUGUAUUCUUUCGACAAACGUCGCCGAGACAUCGGUUACGAUUGAUGGUAUUCGAUUCGUCAUCGAUAGUGGAAAAGUGAACUUGAUCAAACACGAGCCGGGCACCGGCACUCAGAAGCUUACCGAAUUCUGGGUCUCGAAAGCAUCGGCUAAUCAGCGUAAAGGUCGAGCCGGACGAACUGGGCCGGGUAUUUGCUAUCGUCUUUAUUCUCAGGAGCAAUAUGAGAAAAUGGACGAUUUCACACUAUCGGAGAUCAAUAGGGUCUCACUACAGGAAAUGGCGUUGAGGAUGAUCAGCUUGAAUCUUGGACUGGAUCCUCGAACGUUCCCAUUCAUUGAGAAGCCGUCGGAAGAAGUUCUCAACGAGGGUUUGGAGACACUCAAAUUCCAGCGAAUUUUGCGAGCCGAUCGUGAGAAUCUGUCGCUUACCGCUCUUGGUAGUACGGUAGCGAAGUUGCCUGUCGACGUGCCGAUUGCCAAAAUGCUUGUCUAUGGAUGCGUUGUCGAUGAGCUCGAGGUGAUGCUGACAGUGGCCGCUGGAUUGUCUGUUCAGAGUCCGUUCACGAAUCGAUCCUACCGUGAAUUGGAUAUUGUUGAGAAGAGGGCGGCGCUGACGAGCCCGCUCGGCGAUCCGUUCACAUUGAUCGCGAUUUUUCGCGAAUGGGUCCUUCAGAAGGCGUUCGGCGGCUCGUCACGACGAUGGACGAUGGAAAAUGGAAUCGACGAGCAUCGAAUGUACGAGAUAAGCAAACUUCGAAGUCAAUAUCGUCAAAUUCUGGAAGACGCCGGACUUGUUGAGAAGGCGUCGGCGUCGGAAACCGGAGCUGAUGAUUCAAGGCAGAGGAGGAUCGAUCAGGGCGAGAGGAAGAAGCUGCUCGAUAUGAAGAAAGCGCAGAGGAAUGUCGAUAAGCAGAGGAAGGUGCUCAACGCGAAUAAGCAUUUUGAUACGAUUCUGAUGGAGAAGGAAGAAGAGGAUUUGGAAGCUGAGCAGGAUCCAUUGAAAGCUGACGUGAAGACGGUUGAAUUCCUUUUGAGUCAUAAGGAAAGAGAUGUGGAGACGAUCAGAAAAACUCACAAAUUGUCGAGAAAAAGCGCAGAAGUAAUUCGUGUAAUUAUUGCUGUUGGAUUGUAUCCCAACUUCUCAAUUCUUGACAAUGUCAACAAAUAUGGAUAUGGUCAGGAGAUGUUCGUUCACACUCGAUUGAAGCCGUUCACCCAGAUUCAUCCGAAUUCGUCGAUUGCGCAAUAUCACGCGGAAAGCAUCGAUCCUCGACAGAAUUCUGAAGGUUUUUCGCAAUUCCAUCAGAUUCCCUUCUAUGGAUUGCUUCUGGAGACGACGAAACCCUAUAUUUGUAAUGUGAUGCCGACGCCAGCGCUUUAUAGCUUAUUGGUGGCUCAGAAGAUUGUUAUUGAAGAUUGGGAGAAUCUUGCCAUCGAUGAUUUUCUGGAAAUCCGAUUUCGAAAGUCGGAAGAUUGCCGAUCGGUGAUACUCGAUGCAAAAGAGAUUCGCUAUGAGCUCACAAAAGGUCUCGCCGCGAAAUUGACGGGCCAAGAAUUUAGUAGUCGCCGACUUCUGAAGUAUAUUGAUCUGAUGAAUCAAUCGAUUGUCGAGAAGGGAAUCGAAGUGUCAUUGAAGCGAAGAAUCGAUCCUCCCAAGGUUCUCGUUGGAUGCGGAAUUCAUUCACCGGAUGGAGCUAUUGAUAAGGAGGAAGACGUUGAUGAGCUGAUUGGGAAGUACGAUGAAGAUGAGCAGCGAAGGGAGCGGGAAGCUGAGGAAGAGGAAGAGGAUCGGAAAAUAAUCGAAGAAUUGAGUGCUGAUUCAAUGUGUCCACCGACUAGAGAGAUGGUUGAAUUCGCCGAAGAGAAGGAGAAGAAGCUCGCCGAGCCGCCGAAACAAUCAUAUUAUGAGAAAUUGUUGAAGCGACAACAAGCGAAGGAGGCAGAAGGCGCGAGCGGCAGCGAGAAACGGGUCAAAAUUGAAAUUGACGAAUAA